AUGAAAUAAACUCUUAAGUAAGCAGUAAAGAGUCUAACAUUUAAACCCAAAGCAAAUUUAAUAGGAGCAUCAAUAAUUAAUGAAAGUAUUCGUAAAUUGGGAAAAAAUCAUGAAGACUUUUUAAUGAGCUAAAAGAUAGAUUAAUUACCAACAAAAUAAGAUGCAUAAGAAUUUAAGAAAAAUUAUGGAUUAGAUAUAGUAAAUGAAGAUGAUUUAUAAUUAGCAGCGAAAGGGGAAAAAGAUAUUGAUUACACUUUUUCAAAUUAACAAUAUAUUGAAAGCUUUUAGGCUUAUAAGCAUGGGAGAGUUAAUGUAUUCGAUUACAAAGAUACUCACAUGACUUUAGUAGGAACAAAUUUUCAUAAUUUACCUAUUAAAAAUAUCUAUAAACUGUUAACAAAUACUCAACCAGAUUUAAUUCUACUUUAGAUCAGACCAGAUUAGCUUCUUGAUAAUUUUAAAAUAUGUACUAAUAAUCCUGAAACAGGGUAUUUUUCUUCAACUCUUUAUGCCUAACAAGUUAUUAGAACAGGUUUUGAAGUAAUGCCAAGAGCCAACCUCAGAGUCUAAAUAAAGAAAAAUUUAAAAGAAAAUAAUAUUUUACUUGCCUCUGUAAAAGAAAGAGACUAAGAUUAUUAUUAAAAUGUUUACAAAAAGACAAUUUUGGAGAGUAAAAAUAAAGAUUACUAUCAUUUAGAGAGGCUUAGCGAUGAAGCUAUAGCUGUGGCUUGCUUUUAUGCCGAAAGAAAUAACAUUCCUGUAGUUUUGGUUGAUUAGCCGGAACAAAUAUUCAGAUAAAAUAUAGCUAACACUCAUACUUUGAUGCAAUUAUAAAAUGUUUUUACAAGAGCUGCUCGUUAUCUUGGUUAAAAUCCAGAUACUAACCCAUAAACUCCAUUAGCUAUGUCUUAUUAAAUAUUCCCUGAAUUAUUUUUGUCAUCCUCUGAUAAAUAUAUGAGUACACUUAUAGAAUAUUUAAUUGCCACAUAGAAAUAUAAAAGAAUGACAGCCUUUUUAGGUUAAACAUAAAGCGAAAGCAUCCAUUAGUAUUUAUUUCAAAGAGAUAUUUCACAUCUAGCUGAUGAGCUAUAUGUCAAUCCUCCUAAAGGUAGCAUAAUUAGAGAUAUAACUCCUGAGGAAAUUAUUGAAAAACAUGCUCUUUUAGAUGUUAUGUAUCAUGGAAAUGAUGUAUUAGAAAAUUUAGAUUAAAAAUAAUUUAAGACUUCUUAUUUGAUGAUUGAUAGAUAUGCUGAUGUUGAAAAGAUAGAUUAAUAAAAGACAAUAAAAAUGAAAUACUUACAUUUUGAGUUACUUAAAAAAUAUGCAAAAUUUGCAAAAUAAGAGUAUUAGGAAGGCAAAGAAAUUUUAAAAAAAGAAUUUAUAUUAAGAAUGGGUCACUGA
This is a messenger RNA of Tetrahymena thermophila SB210, 1401 nucleotides long. RefSeq lists its product as hypothetical. The record is from RefSeq and is a predicted model, not a curated record. The transcript is spliced from 4 exons. Lineage: Eukaryota; Ciliophora; Oligohymenophorea; Hymenostomatida; Tetrahymenidae.